AUUUGCUUCUUAAUCUCAGCUCAACGUGGAAUAAACAGCAUGGAGUGUAAGCAGCGGUUGAAAUGGUUACUGCUUACAACGAUAUGUCCUCUUAUUGCAGGUGCUCCGUCCUCCAUGUCCAAACGAGACAAUUCGUGUCCCAAAGAGAAUCUAAACAUUACUGGAGGAAUCUUUGUUCUUUCUAAAGGCUAUUCACAUGGGAGUCUUCUAAAAUACAUCUGUCCGAAUGGAUAUUACCCGUCGGUUCAGUCACGUCUGUGUCAAGAUGGAAACUGGACCUCAAAGACCAAAAUCAGAAAAACCCCAGAGUGCAUAAAGAUCAAAUGUCCCAAUCCCCGUGUUUUCGAGAAUGGAGAGGUGAUUCCAUAUAAAGAAAAGUACUAUGUAAAUGACACAACCACCUACUCAUGUCAUUCCGAUUGUACAUUCCGUGGCUCAGAGGUCCGUGUUUGCAAGCCUAAUGGGAAGUGGAGUGGAAGCACACCAAUUUGUGAAUGUGACUCUGAUCACUGUCCUGAUCCUGGUGUUCCCCCUGGUAGCAGUCGUACAGGGAACAUUUUUAACAUAGACAACAAAGUCACGUACCGCUGUGAGAGUCCAUUGACCUUGAUUGGUUCCAAAGUGCGAGUGUGUCUGGAUGGAGGCCAGUGGUCAGGAACAGAGCCACAAUGUUACGCUGAUUUCACAUACGACACCCCAGAGGAAGCAUCAGAAGCUUUCAGCACUUCUCUAAAGUCAAGUCUAGCAGUUUCUCAACACUAUGAAAAAGGAGAUCAGCAGGGGAAGAAAAUAACUAUGGAUCAGAGUAGAAAACUUGAUAUUUACAUUGCUGUGGAUGCAUCUGGCAGCAUAGAUGUGAAGGAUUUUGAAAAUGCAAAAACCACCAUCAAAAUGCUUAUAGACAAGAUUAGUUAUUACUCGGUCUCCCCAAACUAUGAGAUCCUGAUAUUUGCCACGGACGUUACGCCGAUAAUCACUAUGAGGGAGUUCAAAAAUAAUGAAGAUGCAAGAAACCUAAUGAAUAUUUUUAAAGCGCUGGACGACUGUAAUUAUGAGAGUAAAGGUGAUAAAACAGGUACCAAUAUCGCCAAAGCCUAUUCAACCAUUUUAGACAGCAUGAAAAUAGAGGAGCUCAACAAUGCAACGACUUUCAGUGAGACCCAACACAUCGUCAUACUGUUCACUGAUGGUCAGGCAAACAUGGGGGGGAAUCCCAAACGUAAAGUGAACCAGAUCAAAUAUCUUUUCACCAAAAAUGAUCCAAUGCGAGAGAAGAAUCUUGAUCUUUAUGUAUUUGGAAUUGGAGAUGACGUGAAUCAAGAAGACAUAAAUGGCUUAGUGUCACAGAGGGACCAAGAAAAAUAUUUCUUUAAGCUUAAAGACUUGACAGAGGUGCAGGAGAUGUUUAACGACAUGAUUGAUGAGAGCACCAGUGUAGGAUUGUGUGGGAUUGUGUGGGAAGGCUUGCAAAAUAAACGCCGUGCAUUUCCCUGGUUGGCACAGAUUAAUAUUCAACAUACUUCUUCAAAAGGUUCCAAUUGCAUGGGGUCAUUAGUUUCCUCAAGUUACAUCUUGACAGCGGCUUCCUGCUUCAAAGAGGGAGACACACCUGAUAGGAUAAUAGUUCAACUGGAAAAAGACCUGAUUGUAAAAGUGAAACAUUUCACACUUCAUCCUGAAUAUAACCCCACAGCAAAACAGCAUAUGGGAAUACAGGAAUAUUACGAAUUUGAUGUAGCUCUUAUACAGCUGGUUACAGCUGUUGAGAUGAGUUUUAAUCUACGACCAAUCUGCAUCCCAUGCACUAGAGAAACAAAUGGAGCUCUGAAACUUUCAGAUAGUCAAGGGACUUGCAGAAAACAUGAGGAAAUACUAAUGAGCAACGAGCUUGUGGAAGCUGCUUUCACGUCUGAAAUGGAUACUGAUAAUUGUCCAAAAAACAUAAAAAACAUCACAAUCAAGCUUGGAAAAUAUCGGGAUGCUUGUGUUGAAGAUGCAAAAAAAGCAAAAGGAAUCAAUGUGAAAAAUGCCAGGGAAGCAGUUACAGACAAUUUUCUGUGCAGUGGUGGUAAUGAACCAAAAACAGAUGAUGUUGCCUGCAAAGGAGACUCAGGUGGGGCCACUUAUGUGAAUAAAAAAGGUCGAGUGAUUCAGGUUGGUGUCAUAAGCUGGGGAGUGAAGGACGUCUGCAAGGAAAAAAGGAGCUUCACUUCGGAUGCAGACUCCAGAGAUUACCAUUCAAAUCUUUUCAGUGAGAAGAUACUCUCAUUCCUUAAAAAACACCUAGAAAAUGACCGCAUAGGACAACCUCUUAAAUUCUUGUGAAUGCUUUAGCAGACUGAAACUGUGUGAGUGCAGUCUGAUAAAACACUGAUUUAUUUUCUGAUGAAUACUGAACUUGAAGUCAAAUAGCUGGUCUUUGAUAAAAAUAAUAAACAUCUAUUAUCAACAGUC
Sinocyclocheilus grahami is the source of this 2454-nucleotide messenger RNA. RefSeq names its product complement factor B-like. Gene Ontology annotation, molecular function: serine-type endopeptidase activity. The transcript is spliced from 18 exons. NCBI's taxonomy places the organism in Eukaryota, Metazoa, Chordata, Actinopteri, Cypriniformes, Cyprinidae. Gene Ontology annotation, cellular component: extracellular region; extracellular exosome. Gene Ontology annotation, biological process: response to bacterium; proteolysis; complement activation. Bases 40 to 2325 code for a protein of 761 amino acids. The record is from RefSeq and is a predicted model, not a curated record.